Setaria italica (foxtail millet) is the source of this 2214-nucleotide messenger RNA. RefSeq names its product protein LAZ1. The record is from RefSeq and is a predicted model, not a curated record. Gene Ontology annotation, molecular function: transporter activity. Gene Ontology annotation, biological process: transport. The transcript is spliced from 9 exons. Bases 391 to 1812 code for a protein of 473 amino acids. NCBI's taxonomy places the organism in Eukaryota, Viridiplantae, Streptophyta, Magnoliopsida, Poales, Poaceae.
CUGGUCAGGGGAAGAGGAACACACGGGCGGCGACGCCGUCACGAUCCGCACCCGCGAUUUGCCCCCCUUCUCCGCUUCCCCCCGCCCGUUCGCCUCGCGGGAAAUCGCGCGCCGCGACGCCCGGAUCGCCUGGAUCCGACCGCGGAAUCGGCGGGCGGCAGCCUCCCGACCCACCUGCGCGGCCGCUUGGGCGAUUCGUCGGCUCAGAUAAUAGACUCGACGUGUGGAUCCCUGGAAGUUUGAUCUCAUUGAUUUAGAUUGAAGUGCCAACCUUUAGGUCAGUAUUGUUUGGCCUCAUUGGUGCUAGCUGCCUGCUAGCUGAAGGAAGGUGAUGCUGGAUGAUGCUGAGGGGCUUUGAAAGCAUACUGGUUCGAAGUGUUAUUCGCCACCAUGAGGGUUAACAUUGGGCUCAUAGUGCCUGUGAUGGCACAAUACUCUGCGCCCACAUGGGCUACUAUAGUUGCAGGGCUCUUCACGCUGGUUGCGCUUUCGCUCUCCAUGUACCUGAUAUUCGAGCAUCUCUCGGCCUACAACAAUCCGGAGGAACAGAAAUUUGUACUGGGUGUUAUCCUCAUGGUCCCUUGCUACGCAAUUGAGUCGUAUAUUUCUUUGAUAAAUCCAAAUACGAGUGUUUACUGUGGCAUCCUGCGUGAUGGUUACGAAGCAUUUGCAAUGUACUGCUUCGGAAGAUAUAUUACUGCAUGUUUAGGUGGGGAAGAUAAAACGAUAGCUUUUUUAAAGAGGGAGGGUGGCUCAGGUUCUGGACAACCUCUACUGCAUCAUGCCUCUGAGAAGGGAAUCAUACACCAUCAUUUUCCUGUAAAUUUUAUAUUGAAACCGUGGAGACUGGGGACGCGGUUCUACCUGAUUAUCAAAUUUGGAAUCUUCCAAUAUAUGAUCAUAAAGACCCUAACAGCUAGCUUAUCUCUUCUUCUAGAACCUUUUGGUGUCUAUUGUGAAGGAGAAUUCAAUUUACGAUGUGGGUACCCUUACUUUGCUGCAGUUCUCAACUUCAGUCAAUAUUGGGCCCUGUACUGUCUUGUAGCAUGGUACACAGCUACAAAGGAUGAAUUGGCACCUAUAAAGCCUCUCGCUAAGUUUCUUUCUUUCAAAUCUAUAGUAUUCUUGACUUGGUGGCAAGGUGUGGUGAUUGCAAUAUUGUAUGCUCUGGGCCUUCUUAGAAGUCCUUUAGCCCAGAGCUUGGAGUUAAAAUCAAGCAUUCAAAACUUCAUUAUUUGCAUAGAGAUGGGCAUUGCUUCAGCUGUUCACCUCUAUGUGUUCCCAGCCAAGCCCUAUGCACUUUUAGCUAAUCAGUCACCUGGAAACAUAUCUGUACUUGGGGAUUAUGUAUCCUCUGAUCCUGUGGACCCUUUUGAAAUUAAGGAAAGCAACCGGCCCACUAAAAUGAAGCUUCCACAGUUGGAACCAGAUGAGAGAAGCGUGACAAACAUAAAAGAAAGUGUUCGAGACUUUGUUGUCGGCAGUGGGGAAUAUGUGAUCAAGGAUUUCAAGUUCACUGUUAACCAAGCAGUAAGGCCAGUGGAGAAGCGCUUUGAUAAAUUGAUGAAAAAGAAGGACAAGCAUAAGAAAACCCAGGAUGACAACUGGGUGAGUGCAGCAACACCAGAGAGACCAAUUCGUGGGAUUGAUGAUCCAUUAUUAAGUGGGAGUGCUAGUGACAGCGGCGUCACGAAGGGCAAAAAACAUCACAGAGUUGUGAGCUCGAAUGCUGCUAUGGACAGCUGGGGAGGUGGUGAUCAGGCAUCUGAUGGGUACGAGAUCAGGGGUCGCCGCUGGGCUGUAAAGAACUAACGAUUCUACUUUGCAGGAUUGGUGAAUUCAAACCAACAUCACGUUGAAAAAAGACACUGAUACGUUUGCUGGUAAACUCGCUGGGAAAGUGCUUCUGCUACAGAGUCUUGUGUAGAUAGCUGACAGAUAGCCUCUGUGCAGAGGUUACUAAUUUUUCUUUUUAAAUUUUGGCCAACUCAUAUUGAUAUUUGGUAUUGCAAAAUCUAAGAAUGAACUUUUCUUUCUUUAGAGAUGGAAGCGCCUCUUCUUGCGUGAUUGUCUCCAUUGGAACUGAUUUUAUAGUGUUGUAACAUGGAGUACUAUAGUCCAUGCAUACACUGCGUGCAUAAGAGAAGCGCCGAAAGUAUGCUACCUUGAACGCCAGAAUAACAGUGAAUAAAACGAUGAAAUUGUGUUUUUUUA